Messenger RNA from Trypanosoma brucei brucei TREU927, 1965 nucleotides. RefSeq lists its product as hypothetical. The coding region runs from base 1 to 1965 and encodes 654 amino acids. NCBI's taxonomy places the organism in Eukaryota, Euglenozoa, Kinetoplastea, Trypanosomatida, Trypanosomatidae. The record is from RefSeq and is a predicted model, not a curated record. Gene Ontology annotation, biological process: intracellular signal transduction. The transcript has a single exon.
AUGCAUACAGCGGCAUCGAAGCGGGAGGAAAUACAGUUAAAGCUUGAGAUCCUCCGUCAGGAGAGGGAGAGGGAACAGAGGGCGUUUGAUGAGCUGGCUGGCAAGAAUUUAGAGAUGACCGCUGCGGAGGUUGCCCAGGCAGCCCUGAGAAAGGCAGCUGAGGAGGAGCCAACUUCCCUCAAAGUGGGAGAGAUGAUUCUGCGUGUUGGGGACUAUGUUCAGACGAUCGACGAUAUGUCCACUUUACUCCGUGAGGAAAAAGGCAUUUUUAUUCCUGACCCUGUGAAACAAGUGUACCUGGGCGAACGAGGGAAGAUCACCCGUGUCAUACCCUCAUUUCAAGGAAAGUCAGCAGUAGAGAUGAGAUUCGCUGACGGUGCCUCCAAAGUAUUUCUCACUGAGUGCCUUGACAUCGAGGAUAGAGGGAGAGGUUCUGCGAAGAAUAGCUCUGGGCAACAGAAACCGCGUUGUGAGACUUCCACUGGAGGUGAAACCGCUCCUGGUGUUACCCCUCAGUCGAAGCCUGAGGCCCCCCCGCAGCCUACAUGGGAAAUGAUUGGGGAACUAAGGCGUGCAGCUUGUGUGCAGAAUGCUAAGGAGCUUAGGAGGUCUUCGGAGUUAAAAGCAAAUAAGAGAUUUGACUCGACAAGGCUUCCAUCGACGGACGAACUGUGGAAUGCGGCAACACCAGCUCCCCCCACAAUUAUUCGCUGUGGGGGCAAGCCGAUGCUGGUUUCUUCCUCCGCUCGUGCUGCUGCUGAAAGCAACCCUUCGCUGUCUAGUUGUACGGAAACUAGGAGAUCGGGAUCUGACACUCUGAGGACUGAGGGAGUUUCUCCUACGUUAACCACGAAGUCUCGUGUCCAGAAGAAGGACGGAGCUGCGAAACCGUUAAAUACUCCGAGGGAGAGGGGCAGCGGUGGUGUUGCAUUGGCGAGCAGCCGCCCUCCAGGGUCCCGCGGUCCUCGCGAGUCACCAGCCGUUGAAAUUGCGUCUCCUCAGGUGAAACCGCCGGAAGCAUGUGUUCCCAGGGGUGGAAACCAUCGUUCCCUACCCACCGGCUGUCCAACAAAUUACCAGCCUAAAUACUCCCUGAAUGAUGGAGCCACGGGGAUUCCACGACUUGAUAGCAAGGAUGUGACUGCGAAGCCGAGGCGGUGCAAGGUGGCAGGAGUGCUUCCUGGGCAAAUUGCAUUGCAGUUUAAGCAAGUUGUUCUGAGCGGACAAGCAAAGACACUGCCGUGUGUAUUAGAUAUACUCACGCAAGCGCUUGGUUGGGAGUCCUCUGGAAGGCGGGUGAAGCGUUUGUUCACCACUGAAGGCGUUGAAAUCGCACGUGCGGAGUUUAUCACGGAUGGCAUAUCUCUUGUGGCAACGACUGGUCAUGUGUAUGCUUGCCCUCCGGCGCCCUCAAAGGGUGUAAAGGUGGAAGCAGCAAGUGCGGAGGCUUCGAGGAUUCCGGCUGGCCGGCCUGCCACGGGCACGCCCGUGAGGAAGUCACAUUCGAUUGGAGGUUCUGGUGCAGCAGGUGGCCAACCAAAGCAACAACCGAAACAGCAGCCGAAACAGCAGGAGAGAGUGCAUUGUGCUCCCCAUACAGCCCCGGGAAAGGGAAUCCUGAGACCGAUAUCCGUGCGUGUGUUUGAGAACGGAGAGUAUGGCGACAGGAAUAACGACCGAUUCCCCUUUCGUACCGUAACACUAAGGCCUGCGCACAAAACGAUGCGUGCCGUCAUGAACACAGUCGAGAGGGAGUUGGAGUGGCACGCUCUUGGGAAGAAAGUGGACACAAUAUACGACGCUACAGGUUGUGAGGUAACAUCCGUUGACCAACUGACCGACGGGCAGGCGCUUGUGGCUUCAGCUGGGGACCGCUUUGUUAUUCCCCACUCGAGCAGCAUUCUCCAUGAGGAAGUAAUGAAGCUGUCAGCAAGCUCGGAUUAUCUACCUCGUGCCGCCGUCUAG